Botrytis cinerea B05.10 is the source of this 1718-nucleotide messenger RNA. RefSeq lists its product as hypothetical. Bases 137 to 1660 code for a protein of 507 amino acids. The record is from RefSeq and is a predicted model, not a curated record. The transcript is spliced from 2 exons. NCBI's taxonomy places the organism in Eukaryota, Fungi, Ascomycota, Leotiomycetes, Helotiales, Sclerotiniaceae. Gene Ontology annotation, molecular function: FAD binding.
GAAAAAGUUCCGAUGAUUUAAUCUACGCCACGGCUAGUAGCUUUCUUCAAGAAGGUAUGUAAAGACAUCUUUCCGUGCAAUCAUCAUUGUUGGUCGAUUGUCGAUUGCUUGCCAUUCUGGUAGUUAAGUGAAAAUCAUGGCGGGAGCUAUCCUCGGUCUCAUUCUUAGUCCGCUGUUCUUCGCCAACUGGGUUUCAGCCAACAACCUCAUACACGAUGUCGGAAGCGAUGUUCUUGGGUGCGCUACAGUUGAAGCCAUCUUCCCGGACAAAGUCUUUUACUCCAAUAGUACCGUUUACCAGUACGAAAACAAGAAUUUUUGGUCUCAGACGGAAUAUUUGAGUCCUGAAUGUGUCUUCCGACCUACGACUGCUAGAGAUGUUGCUACCGCAGUUGCAUUGUUGGGGACGGCAGAAGGAAAGUUUGCUGUAAGAGGCGGUGGCCACAUGGCAAUUAAGGGAUCAAACAAUAUUGACAACGGCGUGCUGAUGGUCAUGUCAAACAUGACGACACUGUCGAUAUCUGACGAUUGCAGCAUUGUCUCUGUCGGGCCCUCGCAUAGAUGGGGGGAUGUGUAUAGUUAUCUUCAGACUUACAAUCGCGCUGUUCUUGGGGGCCGCCUAGCUUCAGUUGGUGUACCAGGGCUCCUUCUUGCUGGUGGCGUAAACUUCUACGGAAAUCAACAUGGAUUCUCUGCUGAUAUGGUCAUUGGGUAUGAGGUGGUCCUGGCAAAUGGAACGAUUGUAUACGUCACCUCCAGCUCCUACGCCGAUCUCUUCUGGGCGUUGAAAGGAGGUAGCAGCAACUUUGGUGUUGUUACAAAAUUUGAUUUGAGAACCGUCCCAUCGGAAGGAAUUUGGGCUGGUAUAUACACCGUCGCACAGGACUAUAUCCCGGACUUUUAUGCGGCCAUUGCAAACUACUCCACGAAUAUCGUCGAUCCACUUUCUCACAUUGUUCCUGCAGUCAUCCCUGUUGACUCAACCACCUCUGUUGGUGCCGUCAUCCUCUUCUAUGAUAGCACUAAUAUCAGCUAUCCUGCUUGUUUUGAGCCUUUUACUUCCAUCCCGAGUGUCAGCAACACUUUGGACUUCAAGACCCUCACAGAAUUCUCCCUUGAGACCAACACCGCUAUAACACCCAAUAUUAAUGACGUGUUCGUUGCUGGAACUAUCGUGGGCAAAACAUAUGACGAGCUUCUUCAAGGAAUAAAGAUUAUCAACGAUACGUUUUUUUCGGCACUUCCUGAGCUGUAUGCUCAACUUCCAGCGGAGAACAUUUCCAUCAUCGAGAUUGACUGGCAACCAAUCGGUUCGCUUUGGUUGAGUGCCUCGGAGGCGAGUGGUGGUAAUGCGCUAGGCCUUGAUUCUUCAAAAGGCACAUAUCUUUGCUAUGCGGAGGUUGUGGAAUGGAUUGGAUCGUCUUAUGAUGAAAUUGUUGCCGCUUGGGUCGAGAAAACAACUUACGCUAUCAACAAUGCUACGGAGGCGGCCGGGCUAUACGAUCCUUUCAACUACAUGGGCGAUGCAGCCGGUUUUCAGAGCAUUUUCCCUGGAUAUGGAGCAACGAAUGAGGCCAAGCUUUUGUCUAUUUCGAGAAAAUAUGACCCAAGUAGACUUUUCCAAACAUUGAUGCCAGGAGGUUAUAAAAUUGGAGUUUAGGAUUAGCCAUUGUGCUUAAGAACACUUAUAUAUAAUAUUGCGCGGAAAAUCGCACACA